CCUCAAAGAACUCAUUUUAUCACAUCAUGUCUACAAACUCGGAAAAGCCUGUCAUCGCCAUCGUCCAAGGCGCAUGGCAUCGCGCAAGCCAUUACCAAAACCUCGUGCAGUCGCUUACCAACAAGGGCUUCACAGUUCUCCAACCUGACAACGUCACAGCUGGCAAAGCUGAAGACAUCAAGGGCAAAACUCACUUGGACGACGUCGAAGCUAUUCGCAAGUCUCUUCAGCCGGCCCUUGACGAAGGCAAGCGGAUCGUCUUGGUCUGCCAUAGCUACGGAGGCAUCCCAGGCUCCGCCGCCGUUGAAGGCUACCAGGUUCACGAACAAGAGGCCAAGGGAUUGUCUGGCGGUGUUUCGCAUGUUGUCUAUAUCGCGGCGUUUGCUCUUCCUGUGAAGGGCCUUUCACUUCUGACUGCUGCCGGAGGCCAGCAUGGUCCCUUUCUCGAUAGGACAGAAGAGGUUUGCUACCUAAACGACAAAGCACAAAACGCCUUCUACAACGAUUGCAUCCCCGAGGUAGCAGAGAACGCAAUCGGCGAAUGUGUCAAUCACAGCACCGCAUCUCUCGAAACACCAGCCGACUUUGUCGCGACGGAUAUCACUGUGCCUAAGACGUAUGUUGUCUGUGAGAUUGAUAACACGGUUCCUGUGCAGGGACAGUUGGCUAUGGUUGGUGCUAUGGGAGAUGCUGUCAAUGUGGAGAAGAUAGAGGCUGGGCAUUGUCCAUUUUUGAAUGAGAAGACUCUGCCUAAGGUUGUGGAGAUUAUUGAGAAGGCUGCGCAGUAAACAUGGAUUGAAGCGGAUCAGGAAGAAUGAGAGGGGCUCAGAGGCAGGAUUUAAGACA
This is a messenger RNA of Fusarium oxysporum Fo47, 846 nucleotides long. RefSeq names its product Alpha/Beta hydrolase protein. The record is from RefSeq and is a predicted model, not a curated record. NCBI's taxonomy places the organism in Eukaryota, Fungi, Ascomycota, Sordariomycetes, Hypocreales, Nectriaceae. Bases 27 to 788 code for a protein of 253 amino acids. The transcript is spliced from 2 exons.